Messenger RNA from Diaporthe amygdali, 477 nucleotides. RefSeq lists its product as uncharacterized. The record is from RefSeq and is a predicted model, not a curated record. The transcript is spliced from 4 exons. Lineage: Eukaryota; Fungi; Ascomycota; Sordariomycetes; Diaporthales; Diaporthaceae. Bases 1 to 477 code for a protein of 158 amino acids.
AUGCACAAACAGGCAUGGAUAUGCAUCCCACCACAGGACCAAGUGUUUUGCGUCUACAAUACGAUCGAUAGUUCCGGCUCCAUCAGGCCCGCUAUGCAAGGGUGCGGGGUGAUGACCAACAGGACGAUGACCAUCCCGCAGGCUCGAGCCCAUUUGCAGCACAACGAUGCAGCCAUGAGAGAAGUCGAGACUGUGUGCCACUGGGGCCUCAGCCUCAUCGAGCAUAUCAACGGGGGAUCGCUGCUCAGAAGGGCAUCAUUCCGGCGAAACACGAGGCCAAGACUCCAAUCCCAGUCUUCCAGCCCGGGUGGAAGGGCUCAUGCUAAGCCUUAUAGGCCUCAAGCUACGGCCCAACAGAACGUCCUAGCAUGUGGGGACGUGACCCUGGGCCUUUGGUCAGAUCUGUUUUCCGAUCAGGCCAGGCACCAGUUGAAAAAGCAACACCAGGUGCAGGCGACCUGGCUACGCCAGAUUUGA